Messenger RNA from Brienomyrus brachyistius, 13190 nucleotides. RefSeq names its product TBC1 domain family member 4-like. Bases 514 to 4062 code for a protein of 1182 amino acids. NCBI's taxonomy places the organism in Eukaryota, Metazoa, Chordata, Actinopteri, Osteoglossiformes, Mormyridae. The transcript has 19 exons. The record is from RefSeq and is a predicted model, not a curated record.
GGUGGCCAGCCUCCUGUCACGUACGGCCACGCCUCCCCGGGAGUCCGGAGCCGGAGACAGGCGCUGGUCCUAUUAGCGUUUUAUAACAAAGCGGAGCUCGGAGUGCGAAAGAGUCUAGACCGCAAAGGACAUAACUUCAGACGGAUUCACUAAAAUAAACGCUCUUGCAAACCUAAAUAUAACGGUCCAGGUAUUUAUUGGGACAGAUGGCUGUAGAAUGCAAACGGCGCUUGGGACGGGAAUAAAUAGUCCAUCUAUUGGACAGCUUUGGUUUUCCAUACGUUUUCAGCAAAUGCAGGCAAAUGACUUUUAUUAGAAAAUAACGGGCACAUUUUAUCUUCUGAAGUUGUUUUGACUGUUUUCUAGCCAAGGGAUUCUUUUUGCUUAUUUGACAGUCAUUUUGUUUUAGAGAAUUCAGACGGGGUUUUGUUGUUAACUGGCUGUUUGCACUUGCUGGGAAGGCAACAGACAAAUGCCUUAAUACGAGCAUAUGUGCUGGAACCGACCGGAGAGAUGGAGCCCGCAAAGAACCAAGAGGUCAAAGGGGAUAAUCCCCUGAAGACGGACAGGAGGUUCAUGCUGUGGUAUAUGGGAUGGUCUUCUAUGGACAAACGGACUACGCUGCCUAUGCUUCCGUGGCUGGUUGCGGAGAUCCGACGGAGAGGCGAGAGAAGCGCCGUGGGUCCGGCUCAGCCCAGGGAAGUAGAGCUGACCGUUGCACCGCCUUUCAUACGAUGCGUCCCGGCCAGAUCCAGCAACAUUUCCGUGUUUAUCUUCGAGCAUAAAGCGCAGUUUAUAUCAAGGUUCAUUCACAACAGCCAAGACCACACGUACUUCGCCUACCUUAUUCGGAGCCAACCCGACGACCCCGAGUCAGAGAUGGCAUGCCAUGUUUUUAAGGCGUGCCAUCCCAGCCAGGUUCCAGAGGUCAUCAGCAGUAUCAGGCAGGUGUCCAAGGCUGCACUUAAGGAGGACGCCAAGGCCAAGUGGAAUGGCGAGGAAGCCUUCUACAACUCUCAGAAGUUCGAAGUGCUGUAUCGCGGCAAGGUGACGGUGCCCCACAAGAAGGUGCCCUCCACCCUAAUCGACGACUGCAUCCAUAAGUUCCAGCACAAGGUGGAGCAAAAGGAUGUCUGCCGAACGAAGAGCCAGUGUGAUUCUGUGGAUUCCUGUGUCCAGUUCGUUGUGGGAAGUGAUGGGGAUGGUAGUGGGGAGGAGGACACAACAGACGACAGGCCGGCUGAGGAGGGCAUGACGGGGGAGAAGGACCUUUAUGGAAGCCCUAACCUGGGUGGUCUUCAAGAAGCCUGCAUUCUAGAAGACCCGGGGCCAGGUGCACAUAAGCAGUUCCGUGUUAGAUGUAAUAGUCUGAAGCCCAAGAAGGGGGCGGCAGAGUCUCCUAUACGCAGGAGGCAUGGCAGCGCCCCUAGUCAGGUGCAGCCGUCUGACGCAGAGAAGAACUGCACCAUGCUCUUCCAGGUUGGACGCUUUGAAGUGAAUCUCAUUAGCCCUGACAGCAAGACUGUAGUGCUUGAAAGGAAUUUCAAAGAAAUUUCUUGCUGUUCACAGGGAAUUAAACAAACGGAUCACUUUGGGUUUGUCUGCCGUGACCCUGGGGAGCCUGGUCCCAGUCAGUACGUGUGCUAUGUGUUCCAGUGUGCCAGUGAAUCUCUGGUGAGCGAAGUGAUGCUGACUCUGAAGCAGGCCUUUUGCACGGCUGCCACCCUACGAAGCACCAAGACGCCGGUGAAGCUGUGUGAGGCCUGCCCCAUGCACGGCCUGCACAAGCUCUGCGAGAGAAUCGAAGGUCUUUACCCCCCCAGGGCCAAACUGGCCAUUCAGAGACACCUCUCCCAGCUGACUGAUAAGGAACAGUCUGAUAUCUUCGAAAGUGUUCAGAAGAUGAAGCCUGCCGCUGACCAAGAAGAGAAUGAGCUGUUGAUUAUCCACCUGAGGCAGCUGUGUGAAGCUAAGCAGAAGGUUCACUUGCAUAUUGGAGAGGCUCCCCAGGAUGGCCCAAACGGCAGUGUGUCAGACACUGCUGUGUCUGGUGCUCGCUUCACACUGGACGCACUGAAGACCAAGGCCCGCAGCUCCCUGACCAGCUCCCUGGAGAAUAUCCUCUCAAGGGGAGCAAGUCGAGUGCGAGGACGCCUGGGAAGCUUGGGGAACAUCGGUAGCUUCGAUCACAUGGAAAUCUCAGGCAAUUCCCCUCCUGGAACGCCCUGUCCAACCUCUCCAUCUAAUUUUGAGGAAGACACAGAUGACCCACAGUUCCGACAGCGUUCUCAGACCCUCGGGCACCUGCCCGGCAAAAAAAGGAUUUCCUUCAGCGAGGGCCAGCCUCACGUCAAGGCACCGCUCCGCAGACAACAAUCUGUGGCCCCUGAGCUUCUCCGCUGCAGUAACACUGAGGGACAGAGGAAGACCUCUGUGGGGUGCAGCAGUGACUCCUCCAAUGCUGAUAUUGCCCCGGUAACCCUGCGGAAGGUCUCCUGGCGCCAGAAGAUCUUCCUCCAGGUGGCCUCACCGACGAACAAGCCUUCAAUAGGUGCAGACGGCCUGGCUGACAGGGAGCUUCUGCCUCUGUCUCCUCAUGCCACACCUCAGGACCACGACUCCUACGGCCGCCAGCUGCCCUUUGACCUUGGGCUCUCUGCGGGAGGAGCGCAGCACUCCACAUCCAAGUAUCGGCUCUUGUGGAGAUGGGCCAUCCAUCAGCAGGUCCUGCUGCUCCACAUGGAGAAGGAGGACAAGCAUCUGGAAGCCAGCAGAGAUGAGCUGCAAGUUCAGAAUAUGAAGCUCAGCUACGAGGAAGUUGGCCAUUGUCCCGAGGACUUACUGACCCUGUGGGAAACUAAACUGGCCGCUCCCUGUUUAGCCAAGGUCCGGUGGAGCAGGGAGGAAAUCCAAAGUACAGUCAGCCAUGGUGUCCCCAAAACCCGACGGGGGGAGGUGUGGUGGCUUCUGUCCCAGCAGCACCGACUGGCUCACUGGCUCCCCUCCCGGCAGCAGCCCCCAGACACCUCGUACCAGGACCUGCUGAAGCAGCUGACUGUCCAGCAGCACGCCAUACUGGUAGACCUGGGGCGGACCUUCCCCGCCCACCCAUAUUUCUCCGCCCAGCUGGGGGCGGGGCAGCUGUCCCUCUACAACCUGCUGAAGGCCUACUCCCUGCUGGACGCGGAGGUGGGUUACUGCCAGGGCCUCAGCUUCGUGGCCGGCCUGCUGCUGCUGCACAUGAGCGAGGAGCAGGCCUUCGACUUGCUGCGCUUCCUCAUGUACAGCCUGGGCUUCCGAAGGCAGUACCGGCCUGACAUGGUGUUUCUGCAGAUGCAGAUGUACCAGAUCUCCCGUCUGUUGCACGACUACCUGCGCGAGCUCUUCAGCCACCUGCAGUGUCACAAAGUGAACCCCUGCCUGUAUGCCGCUCCCUGGUUCCUCACCAUCUUUGCCUCUCAGUUUCCCCUGGGCUUCGUGGCUCGCGUCUUUGAUGUCCUGUUUGUCCAAGGCCCUGAAGUGGUCUUCAAGGUAGCCUUGUGUCUCCUGCAGAGGCACGAACGUAACAUAAUUGAGUGUGACAGCUUUGAGACCAUAGUGGAUUACCUUAAAUCCACCAUGCCUAACCUUACCAUGGCGCAGAUGGAGCAAAUCGUCUCUCAGGUCAUGGAAAUGGACAUUUCCAAACAGCUUCAUGCAUAUGAAGUUGAGUACCAAGUGCUCCUGGAAAUGUCAGAGACUUUGCCGCUACCUGAAGACCUUGACCACCUUGACAAGCUGGAGAAAACCAAUGUUCACCUAAAGAAGCAGAAUUUGGACCUGAUGGCGAAGCUUCAGACUGCCCAUGUGAAGGCCCAGACUUUGGAGGCUAACGUGGAGAAGUUUGUGGUGCAGGAGUCCAAGAUGCAGCAGAUAAUCCGCACUCUAGAACAUGAGAAGGCCUUUUACCAGAGGAGUGUGGAGCGUCUCCGAAGCCGGCUGACACCAGGGACGGCGGCGGAUGUGGAGCUUAUUGCCAUGUCAUCCGGCUCGAAUGGGCAACUCAAAGCAAGACAAAAGUGACCAUGACUCAGAGGCACAGCUCUUGCAUUACAAAACGGGCAUUAAUUUAGAGUGGAGCACAUUCACAUUCCGGAACAAGAGUAGUUAUAAGUCCAGAUGAUUAACAUGUUGGCCAGCUGCUCUGAUGUGUCAUAGGAGAUGUUCUUAUCAUUUGUAACUGGUGCUAUGUUCUGCUCCUCUUCUUCUCCUUCAUUCUUGUUCUUCUUGGGGCCCUGUGCUGGCUUAUGUUAUUCGCUACAAGCCAAAAUAUUUGCAUAUUCUGUAGUCGCACCUAUUUUUCGUGAUGGAUAUCCCAGCAUUUUUGGUAGGAUAAUGUAGUUUGGGCUUGUGACAUUUUGUAUUAUAAAUAUGGAGCAAAGUGGUAUGGACCAGAUGAAGUUGAGCAUGACCCCAGUGCUGUGGAGCUUCAGUACCAGAUCUCUGGCUGCACUCACAGUGACAUGGCAGGAAGUAGGUUCUCCACUGUGGAGAUGUUGCACCAUAACUGGCUCUUCUCAGCUGCAGCCUGUUGCCCCUAUGCUGAAUUCGAGUCUCUUCUUGGGGUACUGACCAGCCUGCACCUUCAUUGAAAAUACUUGAAAACUAGAUGAAUGUAUUUGCCGUCCAAAGGAAAGUGCAUUAUAUGACAAGAGAAAGCAUUUUAAAGAAUGAUAAAAAAAAAUGUAUUAAUCCUAGCUGUUGAACUUUGAACCAAAUUUUACUUCCCAUUUGAUUGAAGUAGCAAAGCUGUUUGCCCAAAGUCUGUCUAGACUGUUUACCGGAUGGUUUCCUGUGUGAAAAACCAAAGUGCCCAUAAGGUGCGAAGUCUACUAAACACCUUGCAUUCACUUUGGGCUGAGAAGCGGUCCCACGUUAGCAUAGCAUAGUACAGCAUAGUCUGAAUUCUUGUGAUUGCAUCCAUUUGCAGUGGUAAGGAGACUGUAGCACUUGUGUGAUUUUUAAUUUAUUUAUUUAUAAAUUUUUUCCCCCAGUUGCUUUGAGUUAAAAACAUCUCCACUGUUUAUGCACGUGAACCUAGAAUUUCGAUGUAUGCACGCAGCAUAGGCACAUAUGUGUGAGUAAACAGUAUGCCACAUCUGUGCUGCUCACACUGGACAGAGUGUUACUGAAGCGAAUGAUCUUUGCUGUGAGUGGAGUUUCAUGUCAUGUCAGAAAAGAUAUCUUAGUGUCUUGUGAUUCUUUUCUCUUUCACGUGAAAGAGAUGGGUCAUCUCUAGAAAAAAGUAAAACCACAAACCAAUAUAUCAAAUGCAUUUGCAUAAGCUGCUUAUAAACACAGAGAAGAAAGCAUUUAUUAUAAUGACUAUAACUUACUACGCUUAAAAGAAAAACUUAAUAGCAUUCUUUGAAAUAUGGGUAAUUUUAUUUAUUUUGAUUUUCAGAAUGAUUUUUCUCUUCACUUUCAUAAGCAACUGAUCUUAUUACUGGCAGCCUAUGCAGAUCGUAUGAUUUGUCAAGAAAUCUACAUUAGAUAAAACUUUAAGUAUGCUGUGGAAUUGUUUUUCGUAAACUGCAAACCGUAUGUGUUGUAGCUUCUGUUUGAUAGAUAUAUAUGUUUUAAAUUUUUUUGGAAAAAAAAUUGUACAGUUCUUAGUUUAGUCAGUCAGUUUGUUCUUAAUCUGUACACCUGUUAUACUGUACAGGCCGGUCGUCAUCUGUCAACAAAAAAAAGAUUUAAUAUAUGCUGUUGCUUACGUUUGUUGUUUUCAUUUUCAAGCUUUUAACUACAGCAGCAGAUGUCUUUUUCCUCAAUGCUCUGAAUAUAGGUUCCACCUCCAUGUGUAACAGCAUUGGUGAGAAAAAUGACUGAUCUUCUGCUUUGAGACAAGUGCUGGUUCCUUUUAAUUUCCUAAUGAAUGAAGGAAUGCAAUGAGGCAGCUGUGAGUGUCAACUGUGAGCAAGAGUAACAGCAGACUCUGUCUGAAAGGUGUUGUAAGGUGGAAGUGUUUUUUUUUUUUUGUUCAGGAAACUGUGGUGUAUAUGUGUGGACAGAACUGUGAUCUGCACUUGCAGACAAGACAUCGAUGAGAAACCAUGCAAAUGGCAGUUUGCAGGAAUAAGUAAUAACAGAGUACAUCGCAGCAUUUCCCAAACUAGAAGUCUAUUUGAAUGCAAUUUAGAGCAGUUUGGAAUCUGAGAAGUAGCUGCUUCAUUAUGCAUUAUUAUUGUUUGUGAGGCACCAAUGCAGCCUUGGAGUUAGUCAGCUGUCUUACCACCUUUGCAGUAAAAACUACUAUUAAAUAACAGUUAUAAAAAAAAAAAGUAAGAAUAAUAUUUUAAUCCAGGGUAAUAAGAUAUGGCUACCCCCACAGUGCGGGACUGACCUUCUUUGCGUCGUUUAGGGACUGGCAGAGUAACGGUUAAGCCGAAUGAGGUGAGAGUGCUCGAGGAUGGGACCCGUGAGCUGCAGCUCUUCAGGCUUUUACUUAUAACCCUCUACGUUGCUGCGUUUGUUCCACCAACUCUCCACUGUCCACUGUCACUGUCCUUUUAGCUGCCUUCUUUAGCUCAUUUGUUUACCUCGAUUUUUAGUGAUUCAUUGACAGAAAUGUAUUCCUUUUAUAAGCAACUUACUGAUGCUUUUGGCUUUUCUGUUGAGGUUACAGUUGUACUUAUAGAGAUCAUCAAGUGUGGAAAUAUUUACUCAGCAUAGUCUGGGGCCUGGAUCACGAAACAAGAUUUGUUGGUUAGCUGAAGACCUGUUGGGUUUAAGGUCCCCCAGUUCAAAUGGACUUUACAGUAUGUGCAUCUGCUUACAUUUAGCCCAAAACAUUGUAAAUCCAACAAGUUAACUUGCAAACCCAAAAAUCCAGCCUGAUGAUCUCUUAAAAAAACCAUCAGCGGAAGCACUGAGUCAAAUCAGACUGCAAAUCGAGGUCAACGCUUAAGCUCUCAUUGGCUGGAAGAACCUGCAGAGGGCAUUUCAGUCUCUCCCUGAACAUGGGCUUUCCAGAUAACAAUAAGAUGUUGCUCUGUGUUUGGCGAGUGAACAGAAUGGAAUAUCUAAAGAAAUAAAGUGCAGUGAUGUCGAGGCUCCUGGGAGAUGUUCUUAUUUUAGUCUAUGAAAGGGAAAAUGUCUAUAGAAGCAGAAUGAUUUUUUUUCUUGGACUAGUACAGGUUCUGCUUGUUAUUAAUACAAGGAGGUGAUGGAGAACAAGGUAGUUGUUUGCAUCAGUCAUGUUGCAAGCUCUCUGCUUUGGAAGUUAUUCCUUUCAGCUGCUCGCAGUUUGUGAUAUGCAGUGUUUGCAGUAUGAGGAAGUCCAGUGAUUGGGCCCCAGUGAGCGUACAGCUCUAGCAGCUGCACAGCUGAUGCUCUCAGGGAGACUGGCUGCUUUCACAUUGGCCUGGAUAUUCCUCUCUGGCCACUAUAGCCCCUCCUGGUGUUCUGCUGCUCACAUAUAGAUUGUGCUAUAUUUGUUAGUUGAGCAUAUUUGCCUUGUUGAAAUCAUGACCAUUUCCACUAUGAAGUAUAUGUAAUAUAAUAAUGUUAUGGUGUAUAAUAUCUGGUAUGGCUAAAGGAAUCACAGAAAAAAAUCAUGUCUUAACUAGAUGCCAGUGGUUGCCGUGAUGACUGCAGAAAGGGUCCAGUGUUGGAGAUGUCACUGAUGAAUGUCAGGGGUUAAAUUGCCUACUUUUCAUCUAAAUAGUCAAAAGAAAACAACAGACUUCAGUGACCGUAAAAGAUAUUUACCCUUGCUGAUGUAAUAUGUUAGUCAGCAAAACCGUUAAACAGAAAUGGCAAAAAGCAAAACUUUUGAAGAAAUAUGUUGCGUGUGAACAUGUAAGCAGCGAUAUGGGUAUCGCACGUAUCACAGCGAGUGGAAGAGCGAUUGAGAUCACGUAUGUGAGAUCUGCAUGGUGGCCCUUUUAAUGAGCACAUCUUCCAGCUCACUGGAACCACAGAGACUGUUAGCCUAACAGCUCAGUGGGCUGUGGAAGCUGAAUGGAGCCUUUCAGUUCUGCUGCUCGUCUCCCUGGGGGUGAGAGACCGGUUGCCAUGGUUAUCCCGGAUUCCUGCAGCUAAUGGGUGGGAGUUGUGUAGCUCUGGCAACCUGUUCUGUCUGGGGUGGAAUAUGAAGAGUGCUGGGUGUGCGGUGGCUGUGUUCUGGGACACCGGAGGUCACACACAUCGCCUGGCCGCCUUCCCUUCCCCGGCCCUUUAUUUUCUGUCUGCCAGCAGCUGCUAAUAUGAUCUGGUGGUUUGGCACAAGAGAAUUGCGGUAAUUGGAUUAUACUUUACCAGCCGUUCGGUAAUCUUACCACCAACAGUGACCACAUUGCUAGUAAGAGCCUUUACUACAUGCAUAUAAUUGGAUGAUAUUAGAAUACAUUUCUUGACAGCCCAACCUUUGCUUGUUUCUCCUGUAGUACCUUUGGAAAUAUUUGCCUUUCUGUGGACCAAUUGUCUGUGCAACAAUUUAAGAUAUGAAUAUUAGGGCGAUUUGUAGAAAUCCGCUUCUUAUUGAAACCUUGCCAUUUACGGUACCAAUUCUUCUGGGCCAUGUGUUGCUGAAUUCAUCAUUCAUACUCACACUCAGAAGUUAAUGGGCAGAUUGCUUUUUUUUUUUUUUAACUAAUGUUCUGUCUUUCUGGUCCUUUCUAUGAUAGAUAUAAUUAUGAUUUGUCAUGUCCUUUCAAUUUUCCCGCAGUAAAUCUUUCUGUAAUUGUUUGUAAACAGCUGAGCCUAUAUAUGCUGAAUCUCAGCAUAUUCUUUAUAGGAACGGCUGCGAGAUUUCCUUCUGAACGGUGCUCAGAAAGCAAGAGCUUCUUGUUAAUUCUGUCAAUGAUUAGGACGAAGGAAAUAAUGACACAUAUUUGAAAGCCCAGCCGAGCGGGCGGUGAUUAGUAGCCGUGUAUAAUGUCUGCAAUAUGUCUGUUACUAAGAAUUUGGAAAUCUUCUAACCCUUUACAGCUGCAGUGUUGAAAUAAGCAUUGAUAGGCUUCAGGGGGAAUUUGGUAACAUUCUAAUGUAGAAUUUACAAGUUUAAAAUAUACAAAUUAUCAUUGUGUCAUAUUUGUGAUGUGGCGAGAUGAGGACUUGGUAGUUGAUGCCCUGGAUAUCAGAUGGAGAGAUUAUGGUUUCCUGGAGGGACUCUGCAUUAACGCAGUAUAUAAAGUAUAAAACCUUGAGCUAUUUAAAUGAUAUGCAAAUGAAUGGUAAAAUAGCUGAUAACUUUAGACGGGCAGAAUUGAAAAGUCACAGAACUGGCUUUGCCAAGCAACACAGAUGUUUAACUUUUGUGGUACUGAGCUUGAUGUCAUUCUUGGAGCUUGAGUUGGAGAAUCCUUGGAGGAAUUCAUUUUCCGCAACUUUCCGGACAAUUUAGUACAUUCUGCUAUGUAUAUUUAUGAAUUUUGCAAUACAUUACAGAAGACAUAUUUUCAGGGUCACUUACGAGUACAGUAACCAGGGCUUCCCAGCACUCUGACUUUGCAGGAGGUUGGCGUUGCACUUGAUUGCACUUGAGUCCUACAGAUUGUGAGUCUCUUGAACCACCAGACUGCCUUUGGGACAGUUGAGUCAUUGCAGACUCUAAUCCCUAUACUGCAUACCCUUUAACAACAGAGCACCGUCCACACCUUUCCAUUCAAAUAUUUAUAUAUAUACAUGUCGUUGUACAUUGAUGUUAAGUGCCAUUUUUUGGGAAGAGGGAUUUUCCGUACAUCGUUGCCUGUUUUAGUUUUAAUACUCUGCUACUGAUGCCGAUUUCUUGGCUUUCAUUUAAGAUCAAUACUGAGUCACAGCUGUGUUUGCCCGAAUAUAGCUUUCAGUGACUUGACCACAGCAAUGUCUACAUCCAUUAGGUGACGUCCACAGCAUUUGUACUUAAAGACAAUAUGCUUUUCAAGUACCAGGCUCCUGUUGCCUUCCAUGGAAAUGCUGAAAUAAACAAUUUAGAGACCAGCGAAACGACUUAGUGACCAUCAUGAGCUUUUUAAAUGAACUACAUAUAAAUCACUUCACAGUAAGAAGUGUCUCUGAUCCCAAUAACAGCGAGAUUGAAAGACUGAGAGUGUUGCUCUUGUGGCUUGUACCUGUUAAGUAUGUGAGAUUAUUCCAGUUUCAAGUUUCCGGCAAAGUAAUAACCUAUUAACAGGGGGUCUAAGCAAACAUCUGCUUUACAGUGUGGACUCCCUGUGCAAAUCAGACUUAGCAGAAAAUCCCUGCCCUUCUUACAUAACCAAUUUCCAGCCAAAACAUGUCACAGUGCAGCCCAUUCUCAAUGGCCAAAAUCUGAAAUUGUUAAUCAUAUUUAACUAUUGUGUAGCCCGUACUGUUGUUGUACCAGCCUGGUCCUCUCAAUAUCCUGGCAAUCUGAAUCUGCCAGGGUGUCCAUGCCCCGCCAAUGCACCGCCAAUCCCUGGACGGUGAGACACCUCUGGGAACUGUCCUGUCUCCCUGCCUGUUCACCCAUUUACACAACAGGUUUCCCCUACAACACCAGCUCAUCCCCCCCUACAGAAGAAGGCCGCUUGGAUAAUUGAGGAGAGUAUAGGAGUCUAGGAGAGCACUUUGCCAUGUGGUGCUGGGAGAACCAACUGCAGCUCUGCAUUGCCACCAAAAAGGAGGUGGUGGUGGAUUUCAGGCGUGCCAAGGGGCCCUUGAGAUCGGUCACCACCCAGGGGGAGGAAGUAGAGGUGGUACUGGGCUGUAAGUGCCUGGGAGGGUCCACUUGUUCAGCAAACUGGACGAGGUGAGCAACUUGACGACAUUUGGACAAGAAAGGCCAGCGCCGACUGAUUUUUGAGUAGGUUCAGGUGUUUUGAAGUUUGAGGAUGUUCUAGCGGUCCAUAGUGACUAGUGUACUUCUCGACGCUUGUUUUUCAAGUGAAGCAAAAUAAGUUCAGGAAAAACUCAUUGGGAAAUCCAGCUUCAUCACAGAACUGUCCCUAGAUCCUCUGGAGGCGAAACUGGUGAAUUUCACGAAUUGUUCUGUCCAUCCCUUGCACGGAGUGCUCUCCUGGAGCACCUUUUAAGCGUGCUUUUUCGCACCAUUAUGAGUUAAGAAGCAGUACUGGGGAUUGGUUGUGCCUGCCGGCAUAAAGCACUACAGUACCUCCCCCUGACAUACCUGCCCUUACCCCAACCAUACAGCAUGUCAGGACAACAUUUAUAAAUGGGUCAUGACGCCCUAUAUAACUAUGAAUGGUUAUGUGCAUUCAUGUGUAUGCUUUGGUGAUUCAUUUCCUAUCUAUUCACUUUUGCACAACUUUGUUUGCACUGUGUAUUGUCUUCUUACUGUGUAUUGAGUUUUUAACUCUUAGGUUCGUAUCAGUGCACUUUAUAAUCCUUUGCUGCUCUAUGCAACUGAAUUCACCAUCCAUCCAUCCCUUGCGAAUCCUGUUUGCAACCUAAGACAAAGCUUUGAGCGCAAGUCUGCAUAGUAAAAUAUAAACUGCAUUAUUUAAUGGUAAGACCCUCAUUCAUGCAAUGUCAAGAUGAUGGAUUAUAUGAAGGACGUCUUUUGUUGAUUUUCUGUUAUUGGCUAUAGGCGAUAGGUAAAUGAAUUCCAAAAGAAACACUUAAAGAUAAGUGCAGCGAGUCAUGUAGCCUUAGUUCAAGUGUAAGGCAGGCAUGUGUUUCUGACCUGCGCUUUAGUGAAAAGGCCCUUAAUUUAGCACUGCCUUUCCUCUUAUCUUACAUCUACAGGUUUGCUUUGCGGUACGUCAGAGCUUCCACAAUCUUUCCGAAUCAUUUUAGAUCACAAUGAGAUCAGUACAUCACGAAAGUGAAAUUUACUUCAUUCAUGGGUAUAUUUGGGAAAAUAACGGAAACCUCAAAGAUGGCUCCGACCGACCGACCAUCCAUCCAUCCAUCCAUCCAUCCAUCCAUCCAUCCAUUUCUCAGUUCCUUAUUCUGAGCUGGGCCAUGGGGAUGGCUUGGGCAUAUCUAGAAACGAGAUCUCUGCAGGCUCCUGCAGUCUUUCUUCAUGGUCACUCCCAGUGCAUGAAAUUUGUGAAUUGAUAAUUGAGCUGAUGCAAAAAAUACAUCACCCCCCCACCCCAAAACAAAUAGCUGUAAAAAUAGAUAUAUUGUCAAAUUCAAGAUACCCUGGUUUAAAUGGACAUUUUGCCUAGAUUACCUUAAAUCCGACAGGCUAUCCAGCUAAGAUAGAAACGUGGCUUUGUGGGAAGAUGGAUGGAUGGAUUUUUUGGAUUGUCACGUGUAACAGAAUACCAAAUGUAUGGUAUUGUUACGUAUCAAUGCCCCUUCAAAUUCGGUUAUGGAAGAUGGUUGAAUAUUUCAUGUUUCUGUAUCCUUUUCACAUGUAUGAUGUAACCCUAAGUGAGCUGUUCUUUGAGUCAAUAUUCUGAUGAACUUUGCCUUCAUAUCGUCGCUGUGUAUCACACUGAAACCUAAAAUGAGGUCUGCUGUUAGAACAUCAUUAUUUCUGUGUAGGGGAGACACACUCUGCCAGUCACACAUAAAUCAUGUGAGUAAAUUACAUAUGCAGUCGAUACUGGAUUGUGGUGUGUGUACUGAAUGUUAAAAGACUGUAGUGCCCUGUCCAUUGCUCGUCUCUGAGAAAACAUCUAGGUGCAGGCUGAUUAAAUUCAACCACACUUAGACCCCAAAUUCCUAUUUAAAAAAAAAAGAAAAACUGAAUUUGAAGGAGUUCUGCAUAGUUAAAUGAAGGAGAAUUGACAUCAGACUGUUUUUCUUUGCUGCACUCAGUGGUCUAGAGAAAGUAUUUUUCCCUCUGACAGGACAUUGUUUGGUGCAUGAGAGCCCAGAGUCCCUACAGUCUCCUACCCUAGACAUGCCCGGUCAUGUCACCGACAAACCAAAAAUGCUAGUUUCUGCCACUUGCGGAGUAUGAUGUGAAUUGUCCCGUGGAAAAAGCCAGAGAAAGCUGACCCUUACAGCAUACCCCCUGCAGAGUCUCAACUUCACAUCUGGAAUGUUUAUAAGAUGGUUUUGGCAGAAAGAUGAUGGAACUUUGGCCAUUAACUGUGGAAUGUGUUACGGCAGAGAGCAGCCUUAGUGAGCUGGAAUGCAGCGGUAUUCUCGGUUAUCUAAAGGUCCAGUCCACAAAGAAACUCACCAUGUUUUUGCUUUCAACAUCUAGCCAUUCUUCAUUUUGUCUCUUGUGAGUGCUGAGAGAAAUAAAAACCUCUCUAAAACCA